Messenger RNA from Suillus plorans, 1425 nucleotides. Its product is annotated as ketopantoate hydroxymethyltransferase. Gene Ontology annotation, molecular function: magnesium ion binding; 3-methyl-2-oxobutanoate hydroxymethyltransferase activity. The transcript is spliced from 3 exons. The record is from RefSeq and is a predicted model, not a curated record. The coding region runs from base 191 to 1243 and encodes 350 amino acids. Gene Ontology annotation, cellular component: mitochondrion. Gene Ontology annotation, biological process: pantothenate biosynthetic process. NCBI's taxonomy places the organism in Eukaryota, Fungi, Basidiomycota, Agaricomycetes, Boletales, Suillaceae.
AAGUGACGGAAGACACAGUUUCUAAAAACCUUGACAUGCACCAGGGCAGAUCCGUUAGGAAUUCACGCUCGUGUGCACGCGGAUUAUAAAUCAAAACGAUGGUACCAUCUACUAUAUUAUUUAUUCACAACAGAUCUAGACUCCAGCAAUCAUUGGGUCCCGUUCAUCGAUCAUUAUAUAGAAAUUCAUCAUGCCACAUAUGUUAUCCUCUGCGUCUCGUACUCGCGUAAUUACCUCGAUCGCCCGCUUCCAAAACCUUGGCCAGCGGUGUAUGAGCGUCCGCCCAUUAAAAUAUGAGCAUCCCACAAACACACCCGGCGAAUCUUCCCCGCAGAAACAAGCUUUACCGCCUCCCCGCAAAAAGGUGACAAUCGCCUCUCUGCACGCCCUCCGUCAAGAACGCACCCCGAUCACUGUGCUUACAGCGUAUGAUUAUCCCACUGCACGUGCUGCAUCUACACACGGCAUUGAUGUCACCCUUGUCGGUGACAGUCUAGCCCAGGUCUGCCUAGGCUAUUCCAGCACCACUUCACUCACUCUUGAUGAAAUGCUUCACCAUUGCCGCGCCGUUGCCCGAGGAACAACCGCACCACUUCUUGUUGCAGACAUGCCGUUCGGAAGCUUUUAUGCCGGGAAAGAAGACACGGUUCGAGCAGCUGUCCGCAUGCUCCAGGAGGGAAACGUGGAAGCCGUGAAACUGGAGGGAGGGAGUGAGAUCGCUGGACGUGUGCAAGCACUCACGAGUAUCGGAAUCCCCGUAAUGGCCCAUGUGGGGUUACUACCACAACGUCACACCGCGCUCUCCGGGUACCGGGUCCAGGGGCGCACAGCACAGUCUGGUAGAUCGAUUCUGCACUCGGCCCUCGCCCUAGAGGAGGCAGGAGCGUUCUCCAUUGUUCUCGAGGCCAUUCCUUCCUCUCUUGCUGCAUACAUUACGUCGCGGUUGAAGGUGCCCACUAUUGGUAUUGGUGCCGGCCCGGGUUGCGCUGGGCAGGUGCUUGUGUGGGACGACGUAAUGGGGACAUGGGCAGGGCACAAGGCAAAAUUCGUCAGACGGUUUGGGGAUGUUAAGAGUGAGGUCGAACGAGGUGUAAAGGCAUAUGCCAGUGCUGUUAGGAAUGGCGGCUUUCCUCAACACGAGAAGGAGGGUUAUCGAAUGGAUGACGGAGAAAUGGAGAAGCUAUUGGAGAUGGAAGGUGACCGAGAGUGGACGUGGAGCCCUCCGGAACUGAUGUCAAACUGACCAGAUGCUUCAAUGUGGCUGUGCAUCUAUUAUUAAUUGGGAUCCCGAGGUGUACGUAGGUACUAUGAUGAAUUACAAGUUAGUCUAUACUUUUUUUUUGGAUUUAGGAGACUUGCUUCGAGACAUGUUGAGGAAUCAUGAAAAGAUUUAUUCCCGUGUAUGGAGGAAAUAAAUAGAUAAGA